AUGGCGGGCUGGUGCUGGUUCUGCCGACGACAGGUUUGUGCUGGUUCGUGCUGGUUCUGCCGACGACGGAGGACGACGGCGGGUGCUGGUUCUGCCGACGACAGGCUCGUGCUGGUUCGUGCUCGUGCAGCAGCUCAGCCUCCGCCGUGCCUCCGCCGCUCCUCCGCCCCUGCUUCUCAUCCAAAGCCACCCCAGGUAGCCUUGUUUCUUCAACAAACCCCGACCACCACCACUGACCUGUUCCAGCUCCGGCUGCCGCAGACGUCGCGACCCAACCACCGCGGCCACCGCGUGACCAUCAUCACCAUCCCUGCCAACGCCCAAUUACUCCACACCACCAUCUCCAAAGACUCCUCCUCCGGCCACCCCAUCUCCGCCCACACCUUCCCGUUCCCUUCCAAACAAGUCGGCCUCCCCGACGGCCUCGACAACUUGUUCAACGUCUACGACUUCGACACCGCCACCAAAAUCCACACCGGCAUGCACCUCCUCCGAGAAAAAAUUGAACAAUUCAUCACCGCCAACCCCCCCGAUUGCAUCUUCUCCGACAUGUUCCACCCUUGGACCGCCGACCUCGCUAUCAAACUCCGAAUCCCCAGGAUCGUAUUCCCCGCCACCUGUAUCUUCGCUAUGUCCCUCAAGGACUCCAUGAGAAAACCUGACUCUCCUCACCUCUCUGUUCAGUCUGACGACGAACCCUUUUUGAUUCCGGGUCUUCCUCAUCCGAUCACCAUGACGAAAUCUGAGCUUCCUGACUACGUUCGGACCCCAAACGGGUAUACCCAGUUGAUGGAACAGUUCAGAGAAGCCGAGCUGAAAAGCUAUGGAGUUUUGGUUAACAAUUUCUACGAAUUGGAGUCUGAUUACUGCGAACACUAUAAAAAAAUCAUGGGUCACAAGGUCUUUCACGUUGGUCCGGCGGCUCUCAUUCAUCGAAACGCCGCCGAACAGGCCGAUCGAGUCCACAAGGCGGUGGUCGGAGAGCACGAGUGCCUGAGUUUUUUAAACUCGAAGAAACCCAAUUCAGUCCUCUAUGUCUGCUUCGGAAGCGCGUGCAUUUUCCCCAGUGAUCAGCUCAUGGAAUUAGCUUCCGGAAUCGAAGCCUCGGGGCAUCAGUUCAUCUGGGUGGUGUUUGGGAAAGAGGAAAACGAAAAUGAGGAAGAAAAAAACAAGUGGUUACCAAAAGGGUUUGAAGAGAGGACCAAAGGUAAAGGUAUGAUCAUCAGAGGUUGGGCACCGCAGGUGCUGAUCUUGGACCACCCAUCAGUUGGUGGAUUUUUGACUCACUGUGGUUGGAAUUCUGUGAUUGAAGGUGUAAGUGCAGGGUUACCAUUGAUCACAUGGCCUCUGUAUGCUGAGCAUUUUUACAAUGAGAAAUUGGUGACUCAGGUGUUGGGGGUUGGGGUGGAAGUGGGGAAGAAGGAUUGGAACUUGUGGAUUGAUGCUGGAAAGAAUUUGGUGAGGACAGAGAAUAUAGAGGCCGCCGUGAGGAGGGUGAUGGACGGCGGUGAUGCGGCGGUGAUGAUGAGAAAGAAGGCUAAAAUGUUGGGAGAGAUGGCACAGAAAGCUGUUAAAGAAGGUGGGUCCUCUCAUACAAAUUUGACCGUUUUGAUUGAAGAGCUUGAGCAACUAAGAGAUCAAAGGGCUAACGAUGUUUAAGGAUUACAUUUUGUUUCGGUUGAUUGUCUGUGUCUUUUGUUCUUCACUGCUUAUUAUAUUUUGUUGAAAUAAAAGUAUCUGAUAGGCUUUUAUCCA
This is a messenger RNA of Camellia sinensis, 1755 nucleotides long. The record is from RefSeq and is a predicted model, not a curated record. Lineage: Eukaryota; Viridiplantae; Streptophyta; Magnoliopsida; Ericales; Theaceae.